Messenger RNA from Microdochium trichocladiopsis, 1821 nucleotides. Its product is annotated as Pre-mRNA cleavage complex II protein Clp1-domain-containing protein. NCBI's taxonomy places the organism in Eukaryota, Fungi, Ascomycota, Sordariomycetes, Xylariales, Microdochiaceae. The record is from RefSeq and is a predicted model, not a curated record. Gene Ontology annotation, molecular function: polynucleotide 5'-hydroxyl-kinase activity. The transcript is spliced from 3 exons. The coding region runs from base 234 to 1712 and encodes 492 amino acids. Gene Ontology annotation, biological process: tRNA splicing, via endonucleolytic cleavage and ligation. Gene Ontology annotation, cellular component: nucleus; mRNA cleavage factor complex.
CUGGAGCUAGCUGGGGUCCGCUUUUAAACCGUGGAUAUGCUCCCCCCACACACAAGCAGGCCCUGGAGCUUUGACAGAGCUUCACCUCCAGACUAUCACUCACAGCUUGCACCACCCACUCACUCUGUGCGUCACCACGACGUCCUCUCUCCCGGCUCAAUCGCACGUGCCAGCCUCACUGCGGCAGUCACACCGGCGGAGCAAUGAGCUGAGCACCCUGCGACACCGCCAUCAUGUCCAUCCCCGGCAUUCCUGGCCUCGGCCAGAUUGCCCCAGUGGACGCCCCCUCACAGGCCGCCGCUGCCGCCUCCGCUGCCGGCGCAAGCCAGAUCCAAGAUCUCCAGCCCUUCUGGGAGUACCGCUUCGAAGUCCCCCACGGCUCAGAGCUCACCAUCAAGCUCGUCUCCGGCACCGCUGAAAAGGACGGCACGGAGCUCGCCCCGGGCAACGCCUACUCCUUCACCGCCACAAAGUCAAAGAUCAACACCUGGCACGGUUGCUCCCUCGAGGUCGCCUGCCCCAAGGGCUCCUUCGACGCCUACACCGCAGAGCCCUCCGCCGCCGACCAGACGCCCUCCGUCAGCCAUGUCAACCUGCACUUUAAGCUCGAGGGCCUCCGCUCCGCCGCCGCCUCUCGCCAUGCCCGCGGCAACACCGACGCCAUGGGCCCUCGCGUUCUCGUCGUCGGACCGCCAAAUUCCGGCAAGACGAGCCUGGUGCGCACCCUCACCGGCUGGGCCACCCGCAUGGACCGGCAGCCGCUGGUGGUCAGCACCGAUCCCAGCGAGGGAAUGCUCGCGCUGCCCGGAACUCUCAGCGCCGCCGUCUUCGCCACGCUCAUGGACAUCACCACCGAGUGGGGGUCCACGCCGACCAGCGGGCCCAGCCCGAUCCCCGUGAAGCUGCCACUCUCGUACUACUAUGGCCUCGAGCACCCCGAGGACAACGCCAAGCUGUACAAGCGCGUCUGCAGCAGCCUCUCCGUGAGCGCGACCGCCCGGCUCACCGAGGACCCCGAGGUCCGGGCGGCCGGCAUGCUCAUCGACACGACCGGCAUCGCCAACCCGGGCGCCGCCAAGGACGGCUCCGCGUACGACGCCCUCGCCCACAUCGUGGCCGAGUUCUCGAUCAACAUCAUCGUCGUCCUCGGAUCCGAGCGCAUGACGAGCGACCUGCAGAAGCGCUUCGGCAGCCACCGGACGACGCUGGACGAGGAGGUCACCGUCGUCGGGCUCGACAAGUCGGGCGGCGUCGUCGAGCGGGACGCCACGUUUAUGCAGCAGGUCCGCGAGGCCGCCAUCCGCGAGUACUUUUUCGGCGACGCGCGAAACACCCUGUCCCCGUUCACGCAGCAGGUCGACUUUGCCGCGCUGUCGCUGUGGCGGAUAAAUGAAGGCUCGUUGAAUGACGACAACGACAACGGUGGGCAGCAGCAUCAUCACACCACGAUGACGCCCGCCAGCGACGACACAGUGCAGCGCGUCGAACCCUCGCUCAUGAUGCAGAACUGCACCCUCGCCGUCAUGUACGCGUCGGUGCACGACCCGCCCGACACCAUCCGCGACGCCAACGUCAUGGGCUUCGUGUACGUCGCCGACGUCGACGAGAAGCGCAAGAAGCUCAAGAUCCUCGCGCCCGUGAGCGCCCGGCUCGGAGACAGACCGCUGCUGUGGGGUUCCUGGCCGGAGCCAAUGGUGAGCUUGCUCGGCUGAGAAAACCCUUUUUGCCUGAGGAGGAAGAGGAGCAUGGAAAAGUGUUUAUUGGAAUCGGCGAAAACCAUAUACCCUAGACAUAGUAAAGAAAUUUCACUGUUUUUUUUUA